AUGCAGCCGACAGGUCGCGAAAUGCACGGCGGCGCCGCCGGUGGACAGGACGACUUCUUCGACCAGAUGCUGUCUGCGCUGCCGACGGCGUGGGCCGAGCUCGGCUCCGGCAAGUCCCCCUGGGAUCUCCCGGCCGCCGGCGGGGGAAGCGAAGGCGACCCAGCGUUCGACGAGUCCGCGCUCCUCGCCUCCCGCCUCCGCCACCACCAGAUCAGCGGCGGCGCCGCCGCCGCCGGGGGGUUCCUACCUCUGCCGCUGUUCACGGACCGGUCGCGAGAGGACUUGCAGGGAGGUAGCCAUGCGCUGUAUGACGGGUUCGGAGCCGCCGGAAUGCAUGGCGCCACCGCCGCGCACCAGCCAUUCGGGCAGGCCGGAUCAAUGCCGGCGCCACCACCGCCGGCGGCGCAGGGCGGAGCGGCCGCGCCACCGCGGCAACGCCAGCGGGCGAGGAGGGGGCAGGCCACGGACCCUCACAGCAUCGCCGAACGUCUCCGGAGGGAGAGGAUAGCGGAGAGGAUGAAGGCGUUGCAGGAGCUGGUCCCGAACGCCAACAAGACCGACAAGGCAACGAUGCUCGACGAGAUCAUUGAUUAUGUGAAGUUCCUCCAGCUCCAAGUCAAGGUUCUCAGCAUGAGCCGAUUAGGCGGAGCUGCUGCAGUUGCCCCUCUGGUUGCUAGCAUGUCAUCAGAGGGCAACGGAAAUGGAAACGGGACCAGCAGCAGUGGAGACGACAAUGCCACCGACGACAAUGGUGGCAGCACCUUGCAAGCGACGGAGCAGCAAGUAGCAAGGUUGAUGGAGGAGGACAUGGGAAUUGCGAUGCAGUACCUGCAGGGCAAGGGGCUCUGUCUGGUGCCAAUCUCCCUUGCCUCGGUCAUCUCCUCCACGACCUCAUCGUCGCUCCGCUCGAGCAUCCACCCUAUCAGACCCCUACCUGAAGGUGGUAGUCCUGCAUCACCUCAUCUGGUGAACGGUACGGCUGCUGAUGACUCCCUGACCAUCAAGAAUGGUGGUAGACAGUGAAAUCGGACGUCCAUUCUUUCCGGGCACUUCUCAAAGGAUUCAGUAUUCAGAAGGUUGUCUUCUAGGGGUGGGAUCGUUAGCUGCUGCUUCUUUCUCUUCUCCUUACUGUUUGUUCA
Lolium rigidum is the source of this 1139-nucleotide messenger RNA. RefSeq names its product bHLH transcription factor RHL1-like. Gene Ontology annotation, cellular component: nucleus. Gene Ontology annotation, molecular function: RNA polymerase II cis-regulatory region sequence-specific DNA binding; DNA-binding transcription factor activity, RNA polymerase II-specific; protein dimerization activity. The transcript has 6 exons. The coding region runs from base 1 to 1023 and encodes 340 amino acids. The record is from RefSeq and is a predicted model, not a curated record. Gene Ontology annotation, biological process: regulation of transcription by RNA polymerase II. NCBI's taxonomy places the organism in Eukaryota, Viridiplantae, Streptophyta, Magnoliopsida, Poales, Poaceae.